GCGAUUGCUUUCCGGCUGAUCGGAUUCACCUGUCGUGAAUCGAUACUGCGCAUGCGCAUGAUUCGCUUCGUUUUGCCCGCGCCGUGAAUUGACGUAGCGCCAGCGCAUAGUGUCGUUUCAUUUCGCGCGCCGUAAGUCGAUGUUGCGCAUGCGCGUCAUGCCGUGAAUUGACGGUGCGCUUGCGCGUAUCGCCAUUAUUUCUUGUGUAUUCAUCGGUCUCGUCGCAUACGACAGUGGAUUUGUUUCACUAUUAACAAGAUAUGACGGGGACCACGCGAACGACGAGUGAGAAUGAAUUACGCUCUUUUUUCGUCCUUUUCUGGGAAAACGAUUGCCUGCUGCCAAUGGUACUUCUUAUCGAUGCAGCUUACUUCGGAAUUGAUCGCAUUGAAUCGACGUUUACUUACUGAAUCCUCUGAUGGACUCACGUGUGUAGCAUUUAAAACAUGGAGGGGACGCCGCUCUUUUCAUCGGCGUUAUAGAUAACAAAUUCCCCCAUCCGCGUGUCAACAUGGCUGCUGUCUAAUCUCCACCAAAAAAAAAAAAAGAAAAAAAAGAAGUAAGAAGAACGAUUGAGAGGAAAGACAGAAAAACCAAAGCGUCUCUGGACGAUAACAAGUCAGGAAAAAAGUAAAAUCACGUGAAACGUUCGUUGGCGGGUUAACAAUCGCGCAUGCGCAGAUGUGUAGUGCAUCUCCGGUGACCUUGAAAUGGAGGAGCAGCCGCAGAAUACCGAAGGACCAUCGAUAAACUCUUCUUCCCCCUCCGCGUACGAUGCCGAUCUAAGCAUGGGGGCGGGCGCAGCUGGAGGAUCGGUUCUCAGUUUGCCAGGAUCGGGGGUAGGUGGCGUGCUUUCGCAGCACUGUGCGAUCUGCGGUGAUCGCGCAACUGGUAAGCACUAUGGCGCUGCUUCUUGCGACGGAUGCAAGGGUUUUUUCCGGCGAUCAGUCAGAAAGAACCAUCUUUACACCUGCAGAUUUAGUAGAAAUUGUGUAGUAGAUAAGGACAAGAGGAAUCAAUGUAGGUACUGCAGAUUAAGGAAAUGUUUCAAAGCUGGCAUGAAAAAGGAAGCCGUACAAAAUGAAAGAGAUCGGAUAAGUUGUAGAAGGCCAAGCUAUGAAGAACAAAGUAACAACGGAAGUGGGCUUUCUGUUGUUUCUCUUCUUCAGGCGGAAAUGCUUAGUAGACAAGUCGGUGCUGCUCUCGAGCUAGGCAGUCCGAACAGCGAUAUAGACCUGAGCACAAAACAAAUCGCCAACAUAAACGACGUUUGCGAUAGUAUGAAGCAGCAACUUCUUAUCCUGGUCGAAUGGGCCAAGUACAUACCCGCUUUCAGCGAAUUAACCCUUGACGAUCAAGUAGCACUCUUAAGGGCACACGCGGGUGAACAUCUUCUCCUAGGUGUUGCCAGACGCAGCAUGCAAUUGCAAGAUGUCCUUCUUCUCGGAAACAAUUGUAUCAUAACCAAGAAUUGUCCUGUCAUAUCAUUAUCCGCAGAGGGCCGUAAUCAGGACCUGGACAUCAGCAAGGUUGGUAUCAGGGUAAUGGAUGAAUUGGUGAAGCCUUUGAACGAGGUGCAGAUCGACGAUACGGAGUUUGCUUGCUUAAAGGCCAUCGUCUUUUUCGAUCCCAAUGCAAAAGGCCUAAGUGAACCACAGCGAAUCAAGCAACUGCGUUAUCAAAUUCAGAUUAACUUGGAGGAUUACAUAAGUGACCGACAAUACGAUAGUCGUGGUCGUUUUGGUGAGAUCCUCCUAACUUUACCAGCUUUACAGUCCAUUUCUUGGCAAAUGAUCGAACAAAUCCAGUUUGUCAGACUGUUUGGAGUCGCACACAUUGACAACUUGCUGCAAGAGAUGCUCUUAGGUGGUGCAACAGCAGAGAUCAACGGUGUUGCAACUCCAAUACCAAUUUCAAACGCUCCUGGUAGUUAUGUGAGCAGCAACGAGAGUCCUAGCAGUCCUUUGACCCCAACAAAUAUGGCUCCAUUAAGCCCUCAGGAUCAUAUGCUGAGUAGUGGAAGUCCUGUAAUGAUCCUGAGGGAUCUUACACCUAUUUCGAAUCAAGAAGACGUGACUAGUGUAACAGGAUUCAGGAUGUUUAAACAGGAGCCCAGUCUUGAAACUGAAUCAACCUUUUAAUGAUAUUAAAAGACGUUAGAGUUGAAAGAUUCUGGCGCAUUGAUUAACAAAACGCAUAAUUACUGACACGUCAACUCUAUAAACGUGAAAUAUCUAUACAGAAACUUAAAAUAUUGUGGAAGAAUGCAGAAGGAUUUUUAAGAUCAAAUUUAAAUGAUUAAACUUUAUUAGGAAGAGUUAAUGUAUUAAUUUUCUCAGAUUUUUGGAACAAGGGUGCAUUCUAUCAGAGUUUGUAGUCUACUUAAACGUUUGAAAUUUUUCACAUAAAACAUAUUGCAAUAUAAUGCCAGAAGAUGUUUCUUAAAACGAAUUCUUUGACCGAAAAGAAAAUAAUUGGAGAGUUAUCAAAAAACAAGAAAGAAUUUAGUUUGUGUGUCAUAAAACUAGGAGCUUUCCUUGGAUGAUUGAUUUUCAAAUGUUUAAAUGGGAGACAAAUAUUGAGAAUACAUUAAAAGAAAUUCUCAAAUUUUAAGAUGGAUGGAAAAGGAAAGAUUCCACAUAGUUUAUAAAACAUAAAAUUUUUUAAAAUGACAUUAUUUGUUUUAUUACUUCUCAACUUUUUGUGAUUUGAGUGAAUCAAAAGAACUUGUUGAAGAUAUUUAAAAAUGAUACAUAAGAUGGAGGACUGCUUUCAAACAUUUUUAAAGAUCUUGAAACAUACGAUAAGAUUUUCGAAAAGGUAUCGGAAUUCUUAAGAGAUCCCAAAAGCAAGAAUGGAUUUUUAAAAAUCAAGGUUUUAUCAAACUUGCAACGAGAAACUCAGAUUUUUUAACGAUCUCUAGUGAUCUUUUUGAACAAUUUUUAAAUGCUAGUGAUAAUUCUUAUUUGAUUUACAAAUAAACAGAACAUUUUUUUAUUCACACGCUAUGUUUACAAAUACAUUUGUUAUUUUUUAAAAUGGUGCAACUUAAGUGAUCAUUUUUAAAAAAGUUUUAUCGAACUUCUCGCAUUCAUAUUCAUCAGUUUUGUUUGUAGUUUAAGAACACUUUUUAGAACUAGAUUAAGGAAUAUCAGAAGUGUUACCAAAUUUCUGAUUAUUGAGUAAAAGUCACGCUCAAUCAAUUGCUCAAUUACUCAUUUUAAUCACCGUAAUCAUAAGGUUCAAUCAAAAUCGGUCGAUAAUUUAGUAAUAAAAUACUUUUGUUACUUGGAACUUAAACUAAAUAUAUAAUGACAUUAAUUUACUUCUUAUUGCAUAAUAUUUAAUAAUCGCAUUUCAUAAAUGUCAUCGGAAGUAAACAAAUCUUUCGCUUAAGGCAAAAAGGAAGAAAAGAAAGACAUGAAGAAAGAAUUUUCUCUAUUAUAGAGGAACAAUCUUUCUUUAAAUGUAUUAUUUUAUCAUGAGCUGUGUUUCAUUAGCGUUUUCUGUUUUUACUUUCAUCAGAAGAUCUUUUGUUUAACUGGAUCUUGUUCACAUAAAUGCAAUCAUAAAUUUUAAGUGUUAUAUUCAUAGAAUAUAAGCAUAUAGUUAUUUAUACAAAGGGUUUAUUAAUUAUAUUAUUUAUAAUAUAUUCCUACCAGAGAAUAUUUUUGUUACCACAAUAAAACAUCUUGUUAUUCUUGUUAUAUAGAAUAUGACGAUGAUUAUUUUUAUAAAUGCUUUUGUAAAUUAAACGUACGUUACAUUCUUUUAAAAAGAAUAUUGGACAAUAUCGACUAUCUCUUUCUUACACAUCGAUAAAUAUCCAUAUAAGUGAAUGCAACAAGAUUUUAAAUAUUGUACAUAGUAUUUUAUAAGGAUAAGUUAUGUUUGUAUACUAAUUUUUAUCUAAUCAAGUCAUCUUAAUGUCACCUACAAAAGCAGGGUACAAACAUGUAAUUAUCAUUUCAAAAUCCAAUACUUUCUAGGAAAUGUGCCAAUAUAAAAUAUGUGACUUUCAUAAUAAAUUCAUUUUAAUUACA
Messenger RNA from Bombus impatiens (common eastern bumble bee), 4043 nucleotides. It is a transcript of the gene Hnf4, whose product is annotated as hepatocyte nuclear factor 4-gamma. The coding region runs from base 711 to 2141 and encodes 476 amino acids. Lineage: Eukaryota; Metazoa; Arthropoda; Insecta; Hymenoptera; Apidae. Gene Ontology annotation, molecular function: RNA polymerase II cis-regulatory region sequence-specific DNA binding; nuclear steroid receptor activity; nuclear receptor activity. The record is from RefSeq and is a predicted model, not a curated record. Gene Ontology annotation, cellular component: nucleus. Gene Ontology annotation, biological process: cell differentiation; regulation of transcription by RNA polymerase II; anatomical structure development. The transcript has 9 exons.